AUGAGUACUUGUUUAUGUAUUAGACUUAACAAGUUUAUAUGGAUCUAUGCAAAUGAUCAAAAUCAACAGGAAGAAACAAAUGAUUCGUCUGACAUAGUUAAUGAUGAUAUUAAAAUAAAACAUCCAGAAUCAUUUUCAUUUACAAAUGAUACAAAUGAAACAUUUGUUGAUAGCAAUACUACAACACCAGUUGAGGAAAUUAGUUCACAUUUUAUUUCUACUGAUCCUAUGACAACAAGUUUUGUUGAUGGAGCACCUAAUACUCGAAAUCCAUUUCUUGAUAAAAUUGAUGAUAUAGAAAUAAUUCAUCAUAAUAUACCAACAACAACAAAAAAUACAAUGCCAUCAAUUGAAGAGAUUAAUCCACAAAGUUUACCAAUGGAUGAUGAAAAUCAUUCGAAAAAAUCAACAGUUAGUAAAUCAAGUGUUCCAACAAUUUCAAUUAAUAAUUCACGUAAAUCAAAACAAACAUUACCAUCAGGUCCUAUAUUUUAUGUUGAUGUUGCAUAUAUUCCAUAUCAUGGUAAUGAACAUUAUGUUGAUAGUGAAUUUUUUCGUCGUAUACGUGCUCGUUAUUAUAUAUUAAAUGCUGUUGAAAUAAAUCGUCUUACAUUAGAAUCUUUAAUUGAUGGAAAACAACAAUGGGAUAAACAAGAACAAAUACCAGUAACACUUGUACCAGCAUAUGAUGGUGAUCAAUUACGACAAUUUUUUGUUAUGCAUAAAACUCGUUUAGCUGAACUUAAUAUAAAUAUUAUUCCAGCAGCAACUCGGUGUAAUGUGCAAUAUGAUGAUGAAGGUUCACCUGCACAACGUUUACGUUUUAGUAAUGAACAAUAA
This is a messenger RNA of Rotaria sordida, 840 nucleotides long. The record is from the annotation of a GenBank genome assembly. NCBI's taxonomy places the organism in Eukaryota, Metazoa, Rotifera, Eurotatoria, Philodinida, Philodinidae.